This is a messenger RNA of Myxocyprinus asiaticus (Chinese sucker), 3996 nucleotides long. RefSeq names its product cadherin-5-like. Gene Ontology annotation, molecular function: cadherin binding; calcium ion binding. The transcript has 12 exons. The coding region runs from base 247 to 2562 and encodes 771 amino acids. Gene Ontology annotation, biological process: vasculature development; cell-cell junction assembly; calcium-dependent cell-cell adhesion. Lineage: Eukaryota; Metazoa; Chordata; Actinopteri; Cypriniformes; Catostomidae. The record is from RefSeq and is a predicted model, not a curated record. Gene Ontology annotation, cellular component: plasma membrane; adherens junction; catenin complex.
GAACUGGCCUGAAGAGGCAGGGACAAUAACAGGAAGCAACUAGAGGAACGGCUGGGCUGGGCUGAUCACUUUUGCCACUGAAGUGGUCUGAUUGUCCAGUGAGCAGCUCUGUGGGAGCUCAGACAGGUUCACAUGUCCACCACACCAACAGCACUGACCUGAAACUGAGAAGGAUAUACCUCUGCUUAUUUACAUACUGUAGGGAUUGUUCAAUCAAGGACGAUUGUUGAAGGGACCUAAACUCUGAUGAUGAAACAAUCUGCCUGGAGGCAGAUGACUGAGCCUGGCUUUUUGGUAGGUUUCUUGGUCAUUUUAUGUACUCUCAGCACAGUAGUGAAUGCUCACCAAGCUCCGAAUCCACCAUCCUUGUACAAGACAGUCCUCCAAAGACAGAAGAGAGAAUGGAAAUGGGAUAAACUGUAUGUGUAUGAGGAAUCACCUCCAAAGACCCCACCUGAACCAAUUGGAAAGCUAGUGAAUACACUUUACAAUGAUAUGUCCACGCGGUUUAUCCUCUCAGGAGAAGGUGCUAAUGACAUUUUUAAAGUAAAUGACAUGGGGGAUAUCUUUGUCAAUGCAAAGCUGGACAGAGAAAAGAAAAGUGUCUUCAGACUCUCAGCCUCGAUCAUCAACAUUCAAACCGGAAGAUUGAUUGACAAAAAUGAUACUUUUGAAAUAGUGCUCCUUGAUAUUAAUGACAACAGACCUGUUUUUCCACCUGCCCUCUCUGGAUCCAUCAGUGAGUCCUCUAGAGCAGGAACUACAGUGAUGACAGUAGAAGCAACUGAUGCCGACGAUCCAACCACUAACAAUGGAGUGAUUGAGUACAAACUGUUAAAUGGGACAGACCUCUUCCAAAUCAACAAAAAAGGUGUCAUCAGCACACUGAAAAGCACCCUGGACCGUGAGAAACAGAGUCAGUACCUGAUUACCAUACAAGCCAAAGAUAUGCCAGGAUCAAAUACUGGAAAUAGUGCUACAACAGUAGUGACCAUCAACAUUACUGAUAUAAAUGACAACAUUGCCACCUUCAAGACAGGAAAAUACUAUUUUAAUGUGAAAGAAGACAGCAAACCAGGAUCUGAAAUUGGCACAUUAGAGGUGGAGGACAAAGACGAGAUACAAAACAAAGAUCCAACAUUUACUAUACAGCAAAUAAAUGAAGUGUUUGAAAUUAAACGGAGUAAUGAGAAAGAUGGAAUACUUUGCCUUAAAGUGCCUCUCGACUAUGAAACAGAGCAGAAUUACCUUCUCAAUGUAACUGUGGACGAGUAUACAGUUUCCAAAUCCCCAGAUAGCCAAGGACCAAACUUGCUGAAGAGCGCCCAAGUUUUAAUCAACAUAAUUGAUGUUGAUGAACCACCCAUUUUCAACCAAACUGAAUACAAGUUCAGCAUUCAUGAGGGUCCUGUCAAGAAUCCAGUCAUUGGUGCUGUCUCAGCAAAGGAUCCAGAUAAAAACAGCUACAAAAUACGGUACUCUAUUGAAGACCCAAACUGCCCCGUAAGUGUGGAUCCUGUACAAGGUCAUCUUUCCUUAAAGAGACAACUGGAUAGAGAGCAAGAGCCCUCAUACACAUUCCAAGUUACAGCACAGGAGGAUACACCAAAUGGUCAAAAAUCCUAUGCAAUGGUUUAUCUGAAAGUUCUUGACAUUAAUGACAAUGCACCAGAACUGACUAAUGGGAGUGAUGUGUAUGUAUGUGAGAGUGAUAAACCUGGCAUGGUCAUUGGGAUUAUUGGUGCCCAUGACAAAGAUGAAAAUUCAGGCAGAUUCCGCUUCACUCUGGCAAAAAAAAGUUCAAACUUUUCCCUUCAUGACAACCAAGAUAACACUGCAAGCAUUGUGCUAAAGCAGGGAGGUUUCAGUACAGAGCACUCAGCGGAGCAUGUGUUGGAAAUCGAAAUCUCUGAUGGAGGUACACCAGAACAAAAGAGCAUUAACCCCCUCCACAUUAAAGUGUGCACAUGCCAGUCGGAUCGAAGGAUGGAGUACUGUAUGGUUUACGCCCAGACUGGACUGAGUGUCAGUGCCCUCUCAGCAAUUCUUCUCUGCAUCAUCACAAUCUUGGUCAUCAUCAUACUCAUUGUGUUGCGGAGACGUUAUCAGAAAAAUACUUUGGUCACACUUUGCAAGUCAUCUGGCGAGAUCCAUGAGCAGCUGGUGAGAUACGAUGAGGAGGGUGGUGGAGAGAUGGACACAAACGGCUAUGAUGUCUCCAUCCUGACCUCCGCCUGUCAUGACAGUAGCUUUCGGCCUGGCCCAGGGCCUUCCCAUUAUGCCAUGGUGAAGAAACCCCCAGCCUGCAAGGGUGACAUGGCCAUGAUGAUCGAGGUGAAGAAAGAUGAGGCAGAUCACGACCGCAAUGGAAUCCACUAUGAUACAUUACACAUCUAUGGCUAUGAGGGAUCUGAAUCCCUGGCCGGUUCCCUCAGCUCUUUAGACUCAUCCUCCAAUGGGUCCAAUUUGGACUAUGACUUCCUAAGUGAUUGGGGGCCACGUUUCAGGACCCUGGCUCAGCUCUAUGGAGUAGAUGGCUCUGACACUGAUAGCUCCUACUGAUCCCCAGAAAGAAAGCCCAUCUCUCAGUGGCCAUCGUCCUAGGAGAUUAAAUCAAACUUAGAAUCCAUCAGAUGCUAAAAUGUGGUAUGAUGGAGACUGUUGUAUUCUCUUCAUGGGACUUUCUGUCAGGGUCUUUUUAAGAGAAUGAUUAACAAGUGGCAAUACUUGUUUACUUCAUGUAUUGUUAUAACAUUUUGUUGAGCACUAAAGUAUUUGUAAUUUUGAUAGAAUAAGUGUUAGUAUAAACAAAAAAACUUGCCUUGGUCUUUCAGACUAGUUUUUGUAGAGGUAAUUUUGUACAAAAAACAUUAGACACUGGUUGGAACAAGCUCAGUUUUGGGUGUUUUAUCCAUACUGCAAAUUAUAAUUAAGGGUAACAAAACUUAUCAGUGUGAGUGCUUUUUUCCUUUUUUUCAUUUGUAUUAUUAUGGUGGGGUUUUUUUAUUUAUUUUUUUUAUCUUGUACUAUUUACAAAAUCCUUAGUCUGUGAGCUUAAGUUUUUUUUUUCUUUUUUUUUUGGACUUAUUUCUAAAGCUAGCAUUGUUCAGCAGCUGACUCUUGUCAUCAGGAAAACCACUGAAUUGCCAUGGGAGCAACACAGGAAGCAGUAAUAACUGUAUUUUGAAAGUAUUAAAGGCUAUUCCAAGUUUAUUUGACAGGAAUCAUCAGCACAUUGAUUGUUAUAAGUAAAGCCUAAAUCUCUAAGGUCAGCCAUUAUAAGGCAAUCGCAGAUAUCUCAGGAAACGUGUAGUGACUUGUAUGCUUGUUGAAAUGUGAGAAGUGGUGAAUAUCUGAAUUACCAUUUGAGUCAUAUGUGUGGCUAUAUACAUCGAUCAGCCACACCAUUAAAACCACCUGCCUAAUAUUGUAUAGGUUCCCCUCGUGCUGCCAAAACAGCGCCAAACCGCAUCUCAGAAUAGCAUUCUGAUGGUAGAUGCUAUUCUUCUCACCACAAUUGUACAGAGCGGUUAUUUGAGUUACCAUAGACUUUGUUAGUUCAAACAAGUCUGGGCAUUCUCUGUUGACCUCUCUCACAUACAAGGCAUUUCCGUCCACAGAACUGCCGCUCACUGGAUGUUGUUUGUUUUUGACACCAUUCUGAGUAAACUCUUGAGACUGUUGUGUGUGAAAAUUCCAGGAGAUCAGCAGUUACAGAAAUAAUCAAACCAGCCCAUCUGGCACCAACAAUCAUGCCAUGGUCCAAAUCACUGAGAUCAAUUUUUUUUUCCCAUUCUGAUGGUUGAUGUGAACAUUAACUGAAGCUCCUGACCCAUAUCUGCAUGAUUUUAUGCACUGCACUGCUGCCACACAAUUGGCUGAUUAUAUAAUCGCACGGAUGAUUGUUGGUGCCAGAUGAUCUGGUUUGAGUAUUUCUGUUACUGCUGAUGUCCUGGGAUUUUCACACACAACAGUCUCUAGAAUUUACUCAGAAUG